AUGCAAUCCGAGGUUGAUUCACCAAAACAACGAAUUUCUGAGCUCGAAGCCAAAAAUGUCGAGCUUUUAAAACAGGUUAUGGAAGAGAGCAUCAAACGCGAAGCUGAGAAUCCAUUCUGA
This is a messenger RNA of Acaulospora colombiana, 120 nucleotides long. The record is from the annotation of a GenBank genome assembly. NCBI's taxonomy places the organism in Eukaryota, Fungi, Glomeromycota, Glomeromycetes, Diversisporales, Acaulosporaceae.